UGCAUUGCCUAAAGCGGCGUCUGUGAUUGAUAUCUGUGGGGGCCGUCACGGUUGCUCAUACCUCCACUCUGAUUCUCACCCUGGCUUGGUAUCAUAACUGUUGUAUCUGUUUUUCCAGACUAUCUAUCCCAAACGACACGGAACAUAUAGAACCAUAUGGCAGGGAUCACUUGGCACUAUGUCCUCAAAUUUAUUAUCACAGGCGAUGCUGCAGUUGGCAAAUCAUCUUUGCUUGUUCGCUUAACAGACCAACGCUUUCUCGCCAACCCUGACCCAACUCUAGGAGUAGAAUUCGGCUCGAAACUGAUUGAGAUACCCGAGGAAGGGAAGGUUGUCAAGCUUCAAUGUUGGGAUACCGCCGGAACCGAGUCCUUCAGGUCAAUUACACGGUCAUACUACCGUGGUGCCGCGGGCUGCUUGCUAGUCUAUGACGUGACAUCUAGAAAGAGUUUUAUAAACGCGCAGUCAUGGCUUGCAGACGUGCGGGAGCAUGCUGACCCUCAUUUAACUUGCAUACUAGUCGGAAAUAAAGUUGACUUAUGCGAUGGGGAAGUAGAAGGCUCGUCGAUUCGACAAAGAGAAGUCUCGGCAGACGAGGCAACUGAAUGGGCGAGAAAGGAGGGGCUGCUAUUCUUGGAAGCAAGCGCGAAAUCAGGGAGGAACGUUGAUUUGGCGUUUGAGCAAGCUUCACGCGAUAUCCUCCAUAAGAUCAAGCAUGGUGUUUUUGAUGACAAUCGAUCUCCAGGAGUGAAGCUGUCAAACCCAACAAAUGGAAGCGUCGCCCUGAAUCAAGCCUCAAAUAAACAGGGAUGCUGUUCAUGAUGACUACUAUAUUAUGUGCAACAUUAUACAUAAGGUUGCUGUACUCUAUUCUACUGUGGUUAUGGGACUAUAGUUAUUACUCUGUAUUGCCGACAAUGCGCAGGAUUAUGAGACUCGUACUGUAUCUAGAAUGUUCAAUGAGAUCCUGCGCAA
Suillus clintonianus is the source of this 975-nucleotide messenger RNA. Its product is annotated as P-loop containing nucleoside triphosphate hydrolase protein. Gene Ontology annotation, cellular component: endosome. Gene Ontology annotation, molecular function: GTPase activity; GTP binding. Lineage: Eukaryota; Fungi; Basidiomycota; Agaricomycetes; Boletales; Suillaceae. Gene Ontology annotation, biological process: regulation of endocytosis. The transcript has 6 exons. The record is from RefSeq and is a predicted model, not a curated record. The coding region runs from base 157 to 822 and encodes 221 amino acids.